Cicer arietinum (chickpea) is the source of this 2747-nucleotide messenger RNA. RefSeq lists its product as uncharacterized. Gene Ontology annotation, molecular function: ubiquitin conjugating enzyme activity. The record is from RefSeq and is a predicted model, not a curated record. Lineage: Eukaryota; Viridiplantae; Streptophyta; Magnoliopsida; Fabales; Fabaceae.
GGGAAUUAAAGAACACUCACGGUGUGGUCGCAAUCCAUGUUGAUCUUCAUGACAAGGCGCGCGAAGACAAUAAUAAUAACAUCAUAAUAACCUUUCGCUUCAUUCAUCUCAUAACAUUACAUUUUCUUCUACUCUUUCUUUCUUUCUCUCGUUUUCUCUCUCGCUUUCUCUCUCAAAAUCAAAACACUCAAUUUUCUCUGUCGAAGUGUGUUUGAUUGAAUUCCAGUCGAUUAUUCUUGAUGAGCCGAUCGAUCGAGCAGCCGCCGCCUCCGCCGUCUCUGUCGGAACAUUCAUUUCAGAAUUCCAACUCAAGGAGCGUGUGUUCUGGAAACAGUUCUCAUCGUUUCAUGGACCCUGAGGUAAUCGAGAUUCCACCACCACCGCCAACUCACAACUCUUCCAAUUUGAUGAAGCAGAAAGAGGCCAUUUUACUGGAUGUGAUUGACAUCGACGACGAUGAUGACUCAACAGAUUUACUGGUAGUUAGCGAAGAAGUUGGUAGAAGUAAUAAGGGGAAGACGAUUGAAUCUGUUCAAAAUGGUUAUAGUGAUCAUCAAACUAUGGAACACUUUGAUAAUAUAUAUUUUCCGCAUGGGAUUGACAAAGCUGGACCAAGUAGCAGGGUCGAAUCUUCCAAUGGUUAUACUUCUGUUCCAAAUAAUUUAAUCAACAUUGAUGAGCAUGGUUCUGACCACUCAUAUGAUGAUGACGAUGACGACUACCCUGAUCUUUUUACGGAUGAUUAUAUGGAUGUAGAUAAUUAUGCUUUACUACAGGCACAUUUUGAUAAUGCGGAUAUACCUCCUGGUAUUGAGGCACCGAUUCCUUGGUUAAAAGAAUAUGAUCUAGUUUCAAAGAAGGCUGAAAGUAGUUUAUUUUAUCCUAGCUUUCAUAUUCAGCAAUCUGAAUCUCAAAAUUCUCAAGUUAGUGGCUUAUCUCAGCCUACAUGGUCAUUAGAGCCUAUUAUGCCUGAAGCCAAAGGACCUUUAGGAGGUAGUUGUAGUGAACAAAAUAAAAUGGAAUGUACUGAUCUCCCUCCCAAAGUAAAAAUACCUUCUCAGUUAUUUUCUCAAGCUGUCACUAGUAAGAAAAGAAUAGAAGCCAUACAGUGCAGGAGACGCAAGUUAAAGUUGGCAUUAGGAGCAGAGUCAUCUACCUCUAAAUGGUUUUCGGGACCUUCUGGUAAAAAGAAGCUUUAUGGUUUUGGUUCUUCAACUAACCAUGGCGUUGUAGACGACUCAGAGGGAAUGAAGUUUCCAUAUAUAGGUGAGUCACAGCAUAGCAAACUAAUUGAAAGUGCAAAGAAUGCAGCUGAAACUGGAAGUAUCAGUUCACAACAUUCAAAUUUCAUUGGACCUGUAGAUGGAUCAUUUUUUUUUUCGGGAACUGAAUUUGCAAAUCCUUGGCUGGCUCAGUUUAAUCAUUUUCCAAAUUAUACAGCUAAUUCAACUAUUUUCAAUCCAUUUGUUCCUCCAUUUGUUCCUCUUCAUGCCCCACCUGAGCAAGUGUUCGGUAACACUUGGGUUCCCAAUUCUGCGAGAGAUGGAAAUAAUGGCACAACUGCUGAUAGUACUGUUGUGACUAUCUCUGAUGAAGUCAGGGAUGAAAUUCUGAAGAAAUUUCAAAACUUUAAGCAAUUUGACACUAUUGAUGACACUUCAGACCAUUACUUCACUCGCGCCAAUGUGUCCAUGACACAGCAUUCAAAGAAUUGGGUUAAAAGAAUUCAGGAAGAGUGGAAGCUAUUGGAGAAGGAUUUACCAGAUUCAAUAUUUGUCAGAGUUUAUGAAUCAAGAAUUGAUCUGUUGAGGGCUGUGAUUAUUGGAGCAGAGGGAACUCCUUAUCAUGAUGGUCUUUUCUUUUUUGAUGUUUUCUUUCCCCGGGACUAUCCCAAUGUACCUCCGCAAGUCUACUACCAUUCUGGUGGACUUCGGCUCAAUCCAAAUUUAUAUAAUUGUGGCAAAGUGUGCCUUAGUCUACUUAACACCUGGUCUGGCAAUAAGAAUGAGAAGUGGCUUCCAGGUACUUCAACAAUUUUACAGGUCCUGGUCUCUAUACAAGGUCUAAUCUUGAAUACAAAGCCAUACUUUAAUGAGCCUGGAUAUGCACGUUUGAGUGGUUCUGCUGAAGGUGAAAUGAGAUCCCUGCAGUAUAAUGAAGACACAUUCCUCCUUUCAUUGAGGACAAUGGUGUAUCUGAUACGAAGACCUCCAAAGAGUUUCGAGGACUACGUAAAGGGGCAUUUCUGCAGCCGAGCUCAGGAUAUUUUGGUGGCUUGUAAAGCAUACAUGGAUGGUGCUCAAGUUGGUUGUUUGGUCAAAGGUGGGGUUCAGGAUGUUGAUCAGGGUGACAAGAGCUGCUCAAAGGAGUUUAAAAAUUCUUUAACUGCAUACGUGGAUAUGCUUAUAAAAGAGUUUACACAAGUUGGAGCCAAGGAUUGUGAGAAAUUCUUGUCUUCAUCAACAGUAGUCAACAAGCCAACGGAAUAGUUGCCUGUGGCUGCUACAUUUUCUUGAUAAACCUAAUUUUGAGACUUCAUAAAGGUUUAUUAUACUUAAAUUUAGUAGCAGGUUUAUGUUUUAUAUUACAUUGUUGAACCCUUGUUAUAUUGACUAUCUUAUUUUCAUUAACAAUGGCCUGCACAUAGUUCUUUAUACUGUAUAUAAUUAAGGAUGAACUAUUUAUGCAUUUUUAGGAUGGCAAAAGACCCCUCAUCAAUUUAUUCUGGUUUAUCUCUUUCUUUGCUA